AUGGGUAGAACUUGUAGAGCAUCUUCAAAUAACAUAAAGAAACCAAAAGGAAAAAGAGAGGGGGUUGGAGGUAAAAAGGAUUUGCCUAAACGUGUUAUGACUUUUGUUUUUGAUUGGUUGCUAGUCUUUGAAGAUGUUUGGUAUAUUGAUGGACUGAAAGCAAAUUUACUCAGUAUCAGUCAGAUUUGCGACAAUGGACUGAAUGUUCUUUUCACUAAGUAUGAAUGUGAGAUACUUGAUGGAGGAGGUGACUGUAUGUGUGUUGGUGUAAGGACAGCUGACAACUGUUAUGGUUUAACACCUAGUAUAAGCAACAAGUGCCUCAGUGCAAAGAUUGAUCAAGUUGAUUUGUGGCAUCAACGAUUGGGGCAUGCAAGUCAUAAGCAGUUAGAGAAGAUUUCCAAAUGUGAUGCAGUUGUUGAUAAAGCUAAGGCUCCUGAGAAGAUGAUACAUCUGUGCAAGAAAUUGCAAGUUGAGAAAGAUACUGUGAUAGCCAGAAUCAGAAGUGACCAUGGAAAAGAAUAUGAGAAUACAAAGCUGGUUACUUUCUACAAUGAUCAAGGCACACAUCAAGAGUUCUCUUCACCUAAGACACCUCAACAGAAUGGAAUAGUGGAACGGAAAAAUAAGGUUGUUCAGGAGAUAGCACGUGUCAUGCUACAUAAUAAAAAGUUACCCAAAUCCUUCUGGGGAGAAGCAGUUAACACUGCUUGUCAUACACUCAACCAAGUGUAUUUCAAACCUGAUUCCAAGAAGACUCCUUAUGAACUCUAG
Molecule: messenger RNA, 774 nt
Organism: Quercus robur (English oak)
Lineage: Eukaryota; Viridiplantae; Streptophyta; Magnoliopsida; Fagales; Fagaceae
Exons: 4
Coding region: 1-774 (257 amino acids)
Biological process (GO): DNA integration
Molecular function (GO): nucleic acid binding
Source: RefSeq, a predicted model, not a curated record